UGAAAAGUAGUCACUGCCCUCUGGACGUGCUUUAGAGACAAGGCCGACGGGGUUAACGGAUACCGGACUUGUGGGACGCCACAGUCUUUAGCUUGAGCCAAAAUUUGUAUUUCACCAGGGGGCCAUUCGUUGAGAGGACACAUGCCCAGGAAGAUGGUUUGUGGAGGACGAUGAGAAGUGUCGAUCCUGACGCCUUGUGUGUGAGAUGAUGUGUGAGGGUGUAGGUGACACAGCGCACUAGUGCGGUUCCGGGGCACGUUCCAGGUCACCAGUGGGUAGCUGGUGUUUAGAGCUGCUGCACAACGACAUGCGGUCACUUAGCGAAUGAGUGUAGGCAGAGAGGAAACUGGGCUGGAACACUGGAGCCCUCAGCGCGGAGGGUCAGAGAGGUGAAGGGGUAGGAGGAAACCAGAUGGUUGUGGGGUCUGUUUUGGAAGCUAAGAGAAGAAAAGAGGGUGGAGAGAGGUGAGCAUCAGCUGUCAGAUGCUGCCUUUAGGUCAAAUAAGGUGAGUACUGAGAAUCUGCCGUGGGAUUUCACGUCUGUGAGGAGCAAGCUGGACUGUAGGUAAAGAGGUAAGGUGGGAUUUUCAUCAGUAAUAACUGUUGCAGGAGGGAUAAGAGCUGUGUGAACUGAGCUGACCUUGGAUUUGUCCAGAGGUGACUGAGGGACUAGGCAUGGGAAGGGGGAGCGGCACUCAGUAGACUUAGGAAGUGAAAAACUACAAAAACUGGGGUGGGGCUGUCGGUCCAUGUGAAACCCAUCUGGGUUUGCUAACUGGCACUUAUCAAAGGUAGGCACCUACCCUUCCACAGGGCCGUCCAGUGGGGCCCCAUCUUCGGGUGUUGGCUGGAUUCUUUCGGCAGCCUUGACUUUCUCAGGCAGGCACUUUUUAAGGGCGCUAGGGUCAUCGUAGGGAUGGGGCCUUGAGCUGUUAGAAACUGUAUUAGUGUUUUGUGCAAGUCUUUGUGGGCCAAGGUUGAGGACCAGUGGAGAGAGGAGCCUGGCUACAGUUUGGUCCCGGAGAGAGGCUUUGUCCUUCUGGUGUCCUUGGUGAGCUUGAGAACAGUUGUGGUAGAGUGGCAAAAGCCUGGUGGGAGGGCUGUGAGACGGAACAGGAGGGAAGGGCUUACAGGCAGUGCAGGUAGGUGGCUCUUGAGGGUCUUGGCAGGAGGAAGCAGAAAUGGGGUAAGAGCAUGUGAGAUCAAGAGAGUUUUUACGAUGUGGGAAAUUUUAGUUGAUUGAGUAGAAGGGAAGCUGGAACAGUGCAGGAGGGGAAUUGCUCAGGGAUGUCCCUGCAUAGGCGGGGCAUGGAACCCAGUGUGGGAGUCGAGGGUUUGGCCUCUGUUGGAAAAUGGCAGGAUUGCAUCCUGCCAGGAGAGAAGGGUGGGGGGUAGAUGUGGGAGCUUGUAGAAGUUCCCUUCCAGUUGCUUUGAUUUCCUCUGUGACCGGGAAGUAAGGUUCUGUGAGAGAAGGGAGAAGACCUUGGAGGUUUGAGAGGAGAAGCUCUUCCAGGCGAGUGGCUGGGGUGGGGAAAUGUGGGGCCACCAGUGAGGCUGAAGGAUUGUUGGACCCCGGGGUGCUGAGCGAGGUGAGCUGCAAAGAGGGUAGGUGGGCUUGGUGAGUAAGAAAUUUGGAGCUUUUGUAGUAACUGGGCUUCGAGUUUGGCAUUUGGAGGAGGGGGAGGGGAGGGUAAAGUACCAGGAGAGCAAAAUCUGGAGGCCAUUCUAAGUGGGCAAGUCAGAACGCAGACCAGUCUGGAUCAAAAUGAACAGGAACAAAGUCCUGUUCCGCUCCUGGACUCCUUGGAUGGAUUUCGAGGGUUGUGGAUUGUGAGGGCGCACACCCUCCUCCAGGGGCCCUUCCCUGCAGCCUGAUAGGACACAUCAGAGGGAUCAUGCUCUGGCCCUGGAGACCCGGCAGCCUCAGCCUAUUGGUGCUGACACGUCCUGACCGGUGACUGUCGCCACGCCCAGACGGUUAGCUGGUCUCUGUGUGUCUGAUGUGGGUCCUCAGCUUCCUGCUGGUAGAAGAUGGCAAAACAGAAGAGAAAAGUUACCGAAAUGACAGAGAAAAAGAACAAAAAAUUGAAGAAGGCAUCCACAGAAGAGACCCUGCUGGCACCUCAAGCCGUGUCGGGCACCGAGCAAGCACACCCCGAGGGAGAAGCAGUGUUGGGGGCCAGGCAGGAGACGGCCCCCCAGCUGCCCGCACUGACCCCGGAAGAGAAGAGGGUCCUGGAGAGGAAGCUGAAGAAGGAGCGGAGGAAAGAGGAGAGGAAGUGGCUGCGGGAGUCAGGAGCAGCCCAGAGCCUGCCCGCCAAGCGCUCCGGGGCCCAGCUGGCCCUGGACUACCUCUGUGGCUGGGCCGAGAAGCACGAGAACUGGAGAUUUCAGAAGACGAGGCAGACUUGGCUGCUGAUGCAUAUGUACGACAGUGACCAGGUUCCCGACGCGCUCUUCUCCACCCUGCUGGCCUACCUGGAGGGGCUCAGGGGCCGCGCCCGGGAGCUGACGGUGCAGAAGGCGGAAGCCCUGAUGCAGGAGGUGGACAAGGCCAGUGGCGCGGAGCCCCUCCCACUGGGGAAGACCCAGCGCAUCCGGCGGGUGCUGCAGCUUCUCUCCUAG
Messenger RNA from Zalophus californianus (California sea lion), 2625 nucleotides. It is a transcript of the gene CHLSN, whose product is annotated as chromosome 10 C7orf50 homolog. The record is from RefSeq and is a predicted model, not a curated record. The transcript is spliced from 6 exons. Lineage: Eukaryota; Metazoa; Chordata; Mammalia; Carnivora; Otariidae. The coding region runs from base 2032 to 2625 and encodes 197 amino acids.